AUGAGCAAAUUGUGGGCUUUGCUUACUCAUCUACAUGCUCUAGCCGGGCCAGUGGUGAUGUUACUCUAUCCUCUAUAUGCAUCAGUGGUAGCAAUAGAGAGCACAUCAAAGUUGGAUGAUGAACAAUGGCUUGCUUAUUGGAUUCUAUACUCUUUUCUUACUCUUAUGGAGAUGCUUCUUCAACCUAUUCUACAAUGGAUACCAAUUUGGUAUGAGGUGAAAUUGGGAAUGGUGGCAUGGUUGGUUCUUCCCCAAUUCAGAGGAGCUGCUUUUAUCUAUAACAAAUUUGUGAGGGAAAAACUCAUCAAGAAAUAUGGAUCUUCAUUUAUCCACCACAAGUCUCAAUCUCCAGAUGGAAAAACCAAAAACAAAAUUGUGGAUUACAUCACCCUCAAGAAGGUGAAAUUCUAA
Solanum verrucosum is the source of this 411-nucleotide messenger RNA. RefSeq names its product HVA22-like protein e. The coding region runs from base 1 to 411 and encodes 136 amino acids. NCBI's taxonomy places the organism in Eukaryota, Viridiplantae, Streptophyta, Magnoliopsida, Solanales, Solanaceae. The record is from RefSeq and is a predicted model, not a curated record. The transcript is spliced from 4 exons.